This is a messenger RNA of Aspergillus nomiae NRRL 13137, 598 nucleotides long. RefSeq names its product negative cofactor 2 transcription regulator complex subunit BUR6 (gene nctA). Bases 71 to 598 code for a protein of 175 amino acids. Lineage: Eukaryota; Fungi; Ascomycota; Eurotiomycetes; Eurotiales; Aspergillaceae. Gene Ontology annotation, cellular component: negative cofactor 2 complex; nucleus. The transcript has 2 exons. The record is from RefSeq and is a predicted model, not a curated record. Gene Ontology annotation, biological process: transcription by RNA polymerase II; negative regulation of transcription by RNA polymerase II; positive regulation of transcription by RNA polymerase II. Gene Ontology annotation, molecular function: core promoter sequence-specific DNA binding; transcription corepressor activity; transcription coactivator activity.
UCCACCCCCACCCCGUCGAGCCUCUCAACAGUACAUCCCUCCUUUCGCAGACCCGAUUGUAGAUCCCGACAUGGCUCGUCGGUCGUCUCGGAUCGCGCGCGCUGCCGAGGUCGUGCCCAUGCCAGAAACUAAGUACGUCGAGCCAACAUAUGUCGAACCAUCAUAUGUGGAACCACCAUAUGUCGAACCAACACCGGUGCUGCCAGAAGAGCCUCCCCAGCCAAAUCCCGCGGCUAGUGUGGAGGUGAAGACAAAAUUCCCUGUCGCGCGCAUUAAGCGCAUUAUGCAAGCCGACGAGGAUGUUGGUAAGGUCGCGCAAGUGACCCCAAUCGCUGUCUCCAAAGCUCUAGAACUCUUCAUGAUCUCUCUUGUCACCAAGGCCGCAAAGGAAGCCAAAGACCGGAAUUCGAAACGCGUCACCGCAUCGCAUCUGAAGCAAGCAGUCUCGAAAGACGAGGUAUUAGAUUUUCUGGCCGACAUUAUUGCCAAAGUGCCCGAUCAACCCGCUGGAAGAAAGCACGACGACGAUGGAAGUGAUCAAAACGAACAACCGAAACGAAAGCGCGGAGGACGACGACCGAAAGACGACAGCGACUAG